Elaeis guineensis (African oil palm) is the source of this 1426-nucleotide messenger RNA. Lineage: Eukaryota; Viridiplantae; Streptophyta; Magnoliopsida; Arecales; Arecaceae. The record is from RefSeq and is a predicted model, not a curated record.
AGACAAUAUUAAGAUGAGGAUUCCAUCCUUUAAAGGAACCAGCUCACCCGAAGAAUAUCUGGAAUGGGUGCAACGUGUGGAGAAGGUCUUUGAAUGUCAAGACUAUUCUGAGGUAAAAAAAUGUAAACUUGCUGUCUUUGAAUUCACUGAUUAUGCUAAUCUUUGGUGGGAGAAUGUGAAAGCUCAGCGUAGGAGGGAUGGAGAAGAGGAGAUCCGAAACUGGAGGCUUAUGAAGCGGAUCAUGGAGAAGCGAUUUGUCCCUCAAUAUUAUAAGCAGGAACUGUACAUCAAGUUACAAAGCUUGAGACAAGGGGAGAUGUGUGUUGAGGAUUAUGUCAAAGAAUUUGAGAUGUUGAUGAUGAGAUGUGAUUUGUGAGAACCUCAAGAACAGACCAUUGCAAGGUUCUUAGGAGGCUUGAAUAAGGAGAUUGCUGAUACGGUGGAGUUGCAAUCUUAUGUGUUCCUUGACGAUGUGAUCAAACUUGCUGUUAAAGUGGAGAGACAGCGCAAGCGUGGUGCAAGUAAGCCAAGUAAGACUACCAACUCAUCUUCGUUAUCACCAUGGUCCGUCCCUAAGGCGGUGCCAAAACAAGUAGAAAAAUGUGAUUCUAGCAAGCAAGUCACAGAUGCGGCCAAAGAAAAAGAGGUGGAGAAUUCACAACCUCCCAGACGAAGUCGAGAUAUCAAGUGUUUCAAGUGUCUUGGUUACGGUCAUAUAGCCUCUGAAUGUCCAAACAAGAGGGUGAUGUUCAUUCGGGAGUCACAAGAAGAAAUUGAAAGUGAAAAUGAGGCUAUUUUGGAAGAGGUAAAAGAAGAUUAUGUGGAGUUUGCAGAUGAAGGAGAGCUGUUGGUUAUUCGUCGCAACCUGAACCUACAACCCAAAGUGGAUGAUGAGCAGCGCGAAAAUAUCUUCCAUACCAGGUGCACUAUCCAUGAUAAGGUAUGUGGUGUUAUCAUUGAUGGAGGUAACUGUACCAAUGUGGCUUCUACUAUUUUGGUAGAAAAACUUAAUUUGGUGACUAUGAAGCAUCCCCAUCCCUAUAGAUUGCAAUGGCUUACUGACGAUGGUGAUGUGAAGGUUACAAAGCAGGUUGUAGUACCUUUCUCUAUUGGCAAGUCCUACAAAGAUGAGGUUGUUUGUGAUGUGGUUCUUAUGAAAGCCAGCCAUCUUCUUUUGGGAAGGCCUUGGCAGUACGAUCGGAGGGCUAUUCAUGACGGCUUCAAAAACACCUAUUCAUUUGCCAAGAAUGGGAAGAAUAUAGUGUUGGCACCACUUAGCCCGCAACAGGUCCAGAAGGAUCAGCUUGUGAUUGAAAAGGCUAAGCAGGUUCCAAGUGAAGAAGUCUCCCUUCCACCGCAAAUGAAGGAGAUCUUGGAGGAAUUUACAGAUGUAUUUCCAGAAGAGUUACCAAAGGAUUGCCACUAA